Messenger RNA from Tachysurus fulvidraco (yellow catfish), 3891 nucleotides. RefSeq names its product adrenoceptor alpha 2B (gene adra2b). The coding region runs from base 633 to 2150 and encodes 505 amino acids. NCBI's taxonomy places the organism in Eukaryota, Metazoa, Chordata, Actinopteri, Siluriformes, Bagridae. Gene Ontology annotation, cellular component: membrane. Gene Ontology annotation, biological process: adenylate cyclase-activating adrenergic receptor signaling pathway. The transcript has 2 exons. Gene Ontology annotation, molecular function: G protein-coupled receptor activity. The record is from RefSeq and is a predicted model, not a curated record.
CGAUGCGCGGAUAUAAACGGCAGCGCACCGGAGCGCACGCGGAGAAACGGAACCGGUGAGACAUGCGGACGAAAACCCAACUUUUAUCAGGUUUGGACGGAAGGAAAAAAAAAACCCGAGCUGCUUUUUACGCCUCUCUUUUUCUCUCUUUAUGUGAUUUAAAUCACCAAAGGCGCCUUUCUGCAACACUGGGACAUUUUCACCAAACAUAAACUCUAGAUUUUUUUCCUCUGGAGGACUGAGAAAUAAUACAGGACCGUUUUUUUUUUUUUUUUGGUGCCAUAUCAUUUCUUAACUAGCUCACACAAACAAAGCGGAUACAUCAGUUAUAAAUCAAACAGCUGCGAUCUGUAUCUUGGAGUAUUUUUAGUCGUGUGGAGGAAGAGAAUGGACUUACAGGGAGUAGAGAAGAGAGAGAAAGGAAUGCUAAGUUUCCAGGAUACAUGAACGCAACAACGGGACACGGUUUUAGCCAUGAUCUCCGUGUGGCUCGAUUUCAUCUGUGUUUGUGUGCAGACUUGACGCUACAAAAAAAUCCAAUACCGGUUCUCAAGCAGACUUUGGUGCAAGGGCUAAAACAGACCGCUCUUUAGAAUCGUUGACACCGAGAGGAUAUACAGGCAGGCAAAGCAAUGACAAGGACUUUAGGAAUGGACCAAAACAUCAGCAGCAACACAACGUCAACCUCCAAAGAGAUCAUGAAUUUAUCCCCGUAUUCUCCUGAAGCAACAGCAGCCUUUGCCACGGCGAUUACGCUCAUGAUUCUCUUCACCAUAGUGGGAAACAUCCUAGUCAUCAUUGCUGUACUGACGAGUCGUUCUCUGAGGGGCCCGCAAAACCUCUUUUUGGUCUCGUUGGCUGCGGCGGACAUCCUGGUGGCCACAUUGAUCAUCCCUUUCUCACUGGCCAAUGAGCUGAUGGGCUACUGGUACUUCCGCUCGGUGUGGUGCGAGAUCUACCUGGCGCUGGAUGUGCUCUUCUGUACGUCCUCCAUCGUCCAUCUGUGUGCAAUCAGCUUGGACCGCUACUUGUCCAUAUCACGUGCUGUGACCUAUGGGGCCCAGAGGACGCCGCGGCGCAUCAAAUGUGCCAUCUUAAUAGUUUGGCUCAUCUCAGCCGUCAUCUCUUUCCCGCCGCUGCUUUCCAUGAAUAAGAACCAGGGGAACUCCAGCUCCUCCGUAGGACCUCAGUGCCAGCUCAACAACGAGCGCUGGUACAUUCUCUACUCCACCAUCGGCUCCUUCUUCGCCCCCUGCCUCAUCAUGAUCCUCGUCUACAUGCGCAUUUAUCAGAUCGCCAAGCAGCGCACAAGAUGCCCACCAGGAGAACCAAGGAAAGAGAUCCCGACCGGUGCCGCGACUCCAAAAGACAGAUCUCAUCUAAACGGACGAGGAGAUGGCACGACCCAGACAAAUCCCAUCACUACAAGGCCACCCACACUCAACGUGCCUCAAGCCGAGGGUCCAAACCGUCCAACAGGUACCGACACCCUGCAUCCGCCCCUUUCUCCAUCCAAAGAGAGGACUCCCGGCACCCCUACGCCUCCUGCAGUGCCAUCUCUUUCUCUUUCACCUUCCAGCUCUUACAUGCAAAAGCAAGACAGAGACUCCAAGAAACCAAAACAGACCAAGAAGGAAAAGCGCAUUGUAAAGAAACCCGACAACAACAACGGUGAGAGUUCGAGUUCUGAUUCAGACACAGAGCACGGAGGGGCAGGUAUCGAGAUUCCUGUGACACCAGGAGCUGAGCUUGACACCGGUAUUCACUCACCAGCCACUGUCCAGAAGUACAGAGACAUGAUUACUACAACCAAGGGCACUAAGUUGGCUUCGGGGAAGCUUAAACAGGACGGGACUCCUAACUCGGCUCGCCGUAAGGCCAUGGUGAACCGAGAGAAACGCUUCACCUUUGUCCUGGCGGUGGUGAUCGGCGUGUUCGUCGUCUGCUGGUUCCCUUUCUUCUUUUCCUACAGCCUGCAAGCUGUGUGUCCCAAAACGUGCGAGCUGCCUAAGCCUGUCUUUACAUUCUUCUUCUGGAUCGGUUACUGUAACAGCUGCCUCAACCCCGUCAUCUACACCAUUUUCAACAAGGACUUCCGCAGAGCCUUCAAGAAGAUCCUCUGCAAAAAUACCAAGGGUACAUUCUUUUAACGAGCAUCUGGAUUUAAAAAAAAAAAAACACUAAUAGAGAAAAAGCACAACUUCUUUGUAAGACUGUAAAUAAGAAGCUCUUUGUAUAGCUGCGCAACGAUAAAGCACAUUAUAUGUUUUUGAUAAACGUUGGUCGACAGAGUCAGACUGUGAAUUUAUGUGGACUCUCACAGGUUUACAAUAUUCCAUCACUCAAGCAACCCACAAAUGCACAAUGCACAGCAAAGGGGGAAGAUGAUUUCAUCGAGACAAGAAAAAAAAGAAAUAAAAAUAAAAUUGUGCAUCUGUGACGAUCACAUAAAAUAAAUAAAUAAAUAAAUAAAUAAAUAAAUAAAACAACGGGAGCACAGCACAAUAGUGUUUCCCUUCUUCACCUUUCUAAGGAUCUCUGCCCUCAGGGAUAGUAUGUGCAUGAGUUUCAAUCCGAGCAGGCUUAUUUGAUCCGCACAUCACUCGCUCGUACACCCGAGACAAACACGGACAGCAAAUUCUCCUCCUCGAUAUCUGACAAGCUUUAAUCCUGCAGUAAAAAAAAAAAAAGGAAAGUGGGAAGAGAAGCUCUCAUGUGAAACACCUUGCCCAGGGCUAUGUGCAUCACCCCGAUAUGCGAAUUGAUCCCAGAUUUGGCUUAAAAGCAGAAAAGUUGCAGGUUACAUUUGGGUGAUUUCCAUAUCAUUCCCAUUUGGUAACACAGACACGCUCGCUCGUAAUCCACAGAGGAACGUUUGAUUAUCAUACAGAGGCUUGGCCUGCUUUGCUAAUGCAGUGAACAUGGAUGCAACUACUGUGAGAUAGAUAAGGAUUAGUUUGCGUGCCAUGGACUCUGAGUACAACUGGACUUGUAUUUUUCACUUUUAUUCUUUACAAGAACUCUGCCCUAAACGGCACUACCACACCCUGACCGUUCAGCAGGGUGAUACUUUGGGACUAAGGGCUGAUGGCAAUGACACUUCCUGUUUUUAAUUUUUUUUUCUUCCUUGUCUUAUUUGAUGAUCAAAGUGUCAUGUGUGUAUGCCUGUGUGUGUGUGUGUGUGUGUGUGUGUGUGUGUGUGUGUGUGUGUGUGUGUGUGUGUGUGUGGUUGGGUGUGGGUGUGAGUUGAGUGCGCGCAUGUUGUGUGUGACUGUCUCAUGCGCGAAUGAGAAGACGAACGCGGAUGCGAGUACGUGCUGUGGGUGAAUGCGUGUGCGCAUGGUUCGUGACAGGGAGGUUCGUAUUUGUGCCAUAUGAAGAAACGUCAUUCCUCAUUUUUACUUAUUAGAAAAUAUGUGUUUUGAUUUAAAAAAAAAGAAGAAGAAGAAGAAAAAACUUUCAAGCAUGCCUUCUCUGCCAGCUUGUGCCAAUACCUUAAAUCCCAUCUAGCUCCUUCAUUAUGCUCCUUCAACCGGCACAAAGUGUGGAUUCCUGUGUGAUUCGGAUUCAGGCCCGUGAAUCAUUUUGCUUUUGUAUGAUUAAUUAUUUAUUUAUUUCCAUUGAUCACUCCCCCUCUAUCUCCUUAUCAUGCAUUCUUUAUUUUCUAUGUGGGGGAAAUUAAAAAAAAUGAAUUGUUAUGUAAAAAAAAAAAAAAAAUCAUCAAAUGCUUUAUCUGGUAUUUGCAUUGUUUUACUGAAUAGUCUUAAGGUGUUGUUGUUUUCGGACACUGCGUUUGGGCUGCACACUUCCCGAGAUUCAUCCUCCCUAUCUCUCUCCGUGUAGUCUGUUUGAUUUCAUCCACUCUUUGGAAAUAAAGCCACUGAAAUAUGA